Molecule: messenger RNA, 2474 nt
Organism: Camelus dromedarius (Arabian camel)
Lineage: Eukaryota; Metazoa; Chordata; Mammalia; Artiodactyla; Camelidae
Gene: TMC4
Product: transmembrane channel like 4
Exons: 15
Coding region: 124-2271 (715 amino acids)
Cellular component (GO): plasma membrane
Molecular function (GO): mechanosensitive monoatomic ion channel activity
Source: RefSeq, a predicted model, not a curated record
GGGAAGUGCUGGGUUUUUCCUCCGGGCCACCUGUCGGCCAGGUACAGACCUGCCUCCGGCCCCUCCCUCACCUGUGACAGUCCCUGCUCAGCCUGAGACGGAAACAUAAACGCACCCGGGGCCAUGGAAGAGAGUCCAGCGUGGGAACCGGAGCCCUGGGGCUCCUCUGGGGGUUGGCCGGCGCCCCGGGAGGCCAGAACAGGCCCGGGCCCUCCCAGCCCUCUGCCUACUUCAGGCCCAUCGCUGUCCUCUGUGCUGAAUGAGCUCCCCAGUGCUGCCACCCUCCGGUUCCGAGGCCCUGGGGUGCUGCCCUGGGGGGCCCUGGAGGAGAAGGAGGACAGACAGAGGAGCAUUCAGGCCUUCGCAGAAUCCGCACCAAAGGAAAUGCAGGAGCCUUGCCCCUCCCGGGAGCUGCCCUGGCCCAUGCAGGCCAGACGGGCGCACCGGCAGAGGCAUGCCAGGGACCAGGUGGCUCAGGGCUCAGGGUCCAGAACGGCCCACUGGGCUCUGCUGCUUCGGAGGUCCAAGGAGAAGGUGCGGGAAGGCUUGCGCACCGUGCAGCCCUGGGCGUGGACGCUGAAGAGGAUCGGGGGCCAGUUUGGCGCCGGCACCGAGUCCUACUUCUCCCUGCUGCGCUUCCUGCUGCUUCUCAACGCGCUGGCCUCCGUGCUUACGAUCUGCAUGAUUCUGUUGCCCACCUGGUUGGAAGGGGCUCCCCCUGGUCCCCCUGCCCCUAACGCCUCCUCGCUCUGCGGCUUCUACAACCCCCGCCCCCAGGGCCUGGUCGCCUUCGCCACCCAGCUCUUCAACUUGCUCUCGGGAGAGGGUUUUCUAGAAUGGUCUCCUCUCUUCUAUGGGUUCUACCCGCCCCGCCCACACCUGGCCAUCACCUACCUGUGCUCCGCCUUUGCCAUUGGCCUCCUCUACCUGCUGCUCAUCCUGCACCGCUCGGUGUCUGGGCUGAAGCAGACCUUGUUGGCUGAGUCGGGGGCCCUGACCAGCUACAGCCACCGAGUGUUCUCCGCCUGGGACUUUGGCCUUAGCGGGGAGGUGCACGUGCGGCUGCGCCAGCGCAUCAUCCACUACGAACUGCAGGUGGAGCUGGAGGAAGCAGUGGUGCGGCGCCGGGCUGCGGUGCGGACCCUGGGCCAGGAAGCCACGGUGUGGUUGGUGCGACUGCUGCUCAACCUGCUGGUGUUCGCACUCCUGGGAGCAGCCUUCUACGGCGUCUACUGGGCGACAGGGGCCACUGUGGAGUUGCAGGAGAGGCCCCUUGUCCAGGAGAUGCCACUGCUGAAGCUCGUGGUGGAUUAUCUUCCGUCCAUCUUCAUCUCCAUGGUCAACUUCGUGCUGCCGCCGGUGUUCAGUCUCAUUGCCCCGCUGGAGGGCUACACCAGGAGCCGCCAGAUCGUUUUUAUCCUGCUCAGGACUGUCUUUCUCCGCCUGGCCUCCCUGGUGGUCCUGCUCCUCUCUCUCUGGAAUCAGAUUACUUGUGCCGGUGAUGCGGAUGCUGUGGCGUGCAAAACCUGUGGCUACAAUUACAAAGAACUUCCGUGCUGGGAGACUCGGCUGGGGCAGGAGAUGUACAAACUCUUGCUCUUUGAUCUGCUGACUGGCCUGGCAGUAAUUCUGCUCAUCCAGUUUCCACGAAAGCUGCUCUGUGGCCUCUGUCCCGGGGCGCUGGGUCGUUUCGCUAGGACCCAGGAGUUCCAGGUGCCGGACGAAGUGCUGGGGCUCAUCUACGCACAGACGGUGGUCUGGGUGGGCAGUUUUUUUUGCCCUUUACUGCCUUUGCUCAACACGGCCAAGUUCCUGCUGCUUUUCUAUUUGAAGAAGCUCACCCUCUUCUCCACCUGCUCCCCGGCCUCCCGAACGUUCCGGGCCUCCACAGUAAAUUUCUUUUUCCCCCUGGUCCUUCUCCUGGGUCUGGCCAUCUCCGCCGUUCCUGUGCUAUAUAGCAUCUUCCUGAUCCCACCUUCUAAGCUGUGUGGUCCGUUCCGGGGGCAGUCGUCCAUCUGGGCCGAGAUCCCCAAUUCCAUUUGCACCCUCCCUCAGACUGUCCAGAACUUUCUCUUCUUCCUGGGGACCCAGGCUUUUGCUGUGCCCCUUCUGCUUAUCUCCAGCAUCCUUAUGGCAUAUACGGUGGCCCUGGCUAACUCAUAUGGACGCCUCAUCUCUGAGCUGAAACAUCAGAUAGAGACGGAGGCGCAGAAUAAAGUCUUCUUGGCACAACGCGCUGUGGCGCUGAGCUCCGCCAACGGAACUCUUUGACCUCCCUAGUCUGGCUCAGGGUGAAGGCCCACUUUCAGAUCCAGACCUGCCCACAGACCCUUUGUAAGCCUCGGCCACGUCAUUUGGAAAAUGAGGGAAGUGGAUAAGGCCCCAUGCCUUUCUGGCCCUGGGAUUCACUGCCAAGUCCCUGACUCUACAGUGAACCUCUUUCUCGUAUCAAUAAACACUGCGGAGACUGCUGA